AUGGGUUCAGCGGGUGAAGUCGCUCAAAAGGGUGUGGAACAAGAUGACUUGAUCAUGCCGUUGAUUGACUUUGGGGCCUUUCUGCAUGGGUCUCCAGCCGCCAAAAAGGCCACGGCCGAGCAAAUCUCCCACGCCUUCCACACGUCAGGCUUCCUGUACCUGCAGAACCACGGCGUCCCCGCAGACCAGAUCUCGCACGCCUUCUCCCAGUCGGCCGAGUUCUUCAAGCGGCCCCAGGAGCAGAAGGACGCCCUGAGAUGGACGACCCCGGACGCCAAUCGCGGCUACGUGACCUCGGGCCGCGAAAAGGUGACGCAAUCUAGUGACCCGGAUGUCAUCGCCAAACUGCGUGCCUCCAACCCGGAUCUGAAGGAGUCCAUGGAGAUUGGUCGUGAGGGCGUCGAGGGGAAACCCAACCAAUGGCCGGCACACCUGGACGAGGCUGGCGCCGCCUUUACCCGGGACAUGCAACAAUUCUUCCUCACGCUGAAGGACCUGCACGUCAAUGUCAUGCGCGCCAUCGCGCUGGGCAUGGGCAUGGACGAACACUUCUUCGACAGCUACACGGACGGCGGGGACAACACGCUCCGACUGCUGCACUACCCACCCGUCAAGAAGAGCAUUUGGCGGGCGAACCCGAACCAGGUCCGCGCAGGCGAGCACUCGGACUACGGGUCCAUCACGCUGCUGUUCCAGGACGACAUUGGUGGCCUCGAGGUCAAGUCCCCCAGGGGCACGUGGGUGCGCGCCACGCCGAUCCCGGGCACCAUCGUGGUGAACGCGGGCGACCUGCUCCAGCGCUGGAGCAACGACCAGAUCCGGUCGACGAACCACCGCGUGAUCCAACCCCCGCCCAAAGCCGAGCUCCUCGACGACGAGGACCCCGACGCCACGGUCCCCGCGCGCUACAGCAUCGCCUAUUUCUGCAACCCCAACUUCGACCGCUGGAUCGAGGCCCUCCCGGGCACCUGGGAGGAGACGGGCAAGAAGUACGACGGCAUCAACAGCGGGGACUAUCUGGUCAUGAGGCUGGCUGCGACUUAUUGA
Messenger RNA from Fonsecaea nubica, 1047 nucleotides. RefSeq lists its product as hypothetical. The transcript has 2 exons. Lineage: Eukaryota; Fungi; Ascomycota; Eurotiomycetes; Chaetothyriales; Herpotrichiellaceae. The record is from RefSeq and is a predicted model, not a curated record. Bases 1 to 1047 code for a protein of 348 amino acids. Gene Ontology annotation, molecular function: dioxygenase activity.